Messenger RNA from Cuscuta campestris, 1608 nucleotides. The record is from the annotation of a GenBank genome assembly. Lineage: Eukaryota; Viridiplantae; Streptophyta; Magnoliopsida; Solanales; Convolvulaceae.
CGGAAGAAAGAAAACAGGUUCUCAACCCUAAGCGAGCGACCUUAGACCUAAAUUUUGCUCUCUUUUCCAUCCACCGUCGCUCUCUCUCUCCCUCCCUACGGAAAUCCUCAUCUCGCUUCCUCCAUCACCGCCGCAUUGGACUGUUGUGGAUUCUGCCGUCCUCCUCCUUCCACAGCUUGACCGUCUACACUCCAAACGCCGCCCUACCUAAUAGCAACCAGCUUGCACUAUUCCAGGCACGGCUUGCCCCUAGAGAAAAAAGUUAUGGCAAAUCUGAAAGGACCACCACCUGGACCAGGGGGCCAACCCCCAAACCCUAUGAAUCUCAAUCCGCCGCCCCCGAAUUUCAUGGCUUUUGAAGUUAUCGAUAAUACUUUACCGGCACAGCUUGGCUUUCGAACGCCAUGGAUGUAUCGGUGUCCUUUGAGCCUCACACCAUGGCAGUUACCGCAGCAAUCUCAACCUCAACCUAACCCUCUUAUAUCACAGGACUUUGAUGAUUGGAUUUACAAAUCCAAUCAUCCCCUAUGGGAGGUACCAUCAAUGAUGGAUUGGAGUACCGGAAUGGUGACAAAUCAAGAUAUUCCGAUGUGUAUGACUCCCUAUUACAGGGAUGGCCUUCGCACUAUACUUAGCCACGUGUACAAAGAAUCAGUGAUUGAAGGGCUGCACCGCGUAAACCUGGGGCUUCUUAUUAGGAGGAAUGGAGAUGGCCUCGAGAUCGAUACCACUGAUCCGCCAUCCAAAAUUGUCAAAACCGAUCAGGUUUUAGACACCAUUCAUACACUGAAGCUGUUAGUGGAGCGCAUCGUCGAAUCUGUACCACUUACUCCUCCCGCCGUGUGGCCAGAUGAGGUCACGUGCUUCUAUGACCUCUGCGACUUUGCUGAAGAACCUUACAUGGAUCAAGCUUUUCUAAGGGAUUUCUUGCUUUUUGUUUGCAAGAACCCACUCAUUUUCGAUACUGGAGAUGCCUUGCGUUGGUUUUGGAAGACUGCAUCGUUAGACCAGAUGUAUAGGCUCCAAGAUAUUAUGAACUAUGAUGAUAUCUUCGAGCAUUUCAUGAAUCGGAUGCGGGGCUUUAUCUCGGGGAUUAAUGCUAGUGCAGGGCCGUUUUAUGAUUUGAAGAUGUACCUAUCUCAGAGGAUGUCUCAUUCUUUACCUCCCCAGUACACCCAAGCAACGGAAGUAAUACGCUAUAUGGGAAAUGCCAUCCGCCAUAUAAGGGAUAGAAGACCAUAUUACACUUAUCCGGGAUGGUUUCCUUUGUCGGCGGGCUGGGAGACAUAUGGGAAAUUUAUGGACCAAGGGAACACAUUCUGCCAGUACUUUCGUGGAAGAUAAAUGGUGUCUUUUUCAUGGAUGGGAUAAUGCACUGUUUGUUUUGGUUUUGUUUGAUUUGUGUUUUCAGAUCUGAAAUGGGCAUUCUUAGUAUUUUGGAUUCAUGCUUAAUUUUAUCCUAACAGUCUCAAAUCCUGAUUCGUGCAUAUACAUGGAGGGAAUUAUGAAUGUGUAUGCAUGAUUAUUGGUGUCAGAUAUUUCCAGUGUAGAAAUAACUUGCUAAUCGUAUUUCAUGGACACUAUUAUCCGCUAUGGAAAUUUCUAUUG